Messenger RNA from Asparagus officinalis (garden asparagus), 1133 nucleotides. Its product is annotated as probable xyloglucan endotransglucosylase/hydrolase protein 23. Gene Ontology annotation, cellular component: cell wall; apoplast. The record is from RefSeq and is a predicted model, not a curated record. Bases 67 to 912 code for a protein of 281 amino acids. The transcript is spliced from 3 exons. Gene Ontology annotation, biological process: cell wall biogenesis; xyloglucan metabolic process. Gene Ontology annotation, molecular function: xyloglucan:xyloglucosyl transferase activity; hydrolase activity, hydrolyzing O-glycosyl compounds. Lineage: Eukaryota; Viridiplantae; Streptophyta; Magnoliopsida; Asparagales; Asparagaceae.
UUCCCUCCCUUCACACAAAUCAAACACCUACCCUUUCUUCUCUCUUCUCCCCCUCAACCUGCGGCUAUGUCCAACGGCCAAAUUCUCCAAGUCCUUUUUCUCGCCUUGGUCGUCGCCGUUGCUUCAGCCGACUUCAACACCGACAUUGACAUCUCUUGGGGUGCCGGGAGGGGGAAAUUCUUGAACGGAAACCUCCUCCAGCUCAGCCUUGACAGGGGUUCGGGCUCGGGCUUCCGGUCUCGGGCAGAAUACCUCUAUGGAAGGGUCGACAUGGAUAUCAAGCUCGUCCUUGGAAAUUCAGCUGGCACAGUCACGACGUAUUACUUGUCAUCUCAAGGCCCCACCCAUGAUGAGAUAGAUUUCGAGUUUUUGGGGAACGUCACUGGAGAGCCGUACAUACUCCACACCAACGUGUUUUCACAGGGGAAGGGGAAUAGAGAGCAGCAGUUUUAUCUGUGGUUUGAUCCCAGAGCAGACUUUCACACAUACUCCAUACUCUGGAACCCGCAGCAGAUCAUCUUCUAUGUGGAUGGCACCCCAAUCCGAGAAUUCCGCAACAUUGAAUCAUCCGCAGGAGUACCAUACCCAAAAUCCCAGCCGAUGCGCCUCUACUCCAGUCUCUGGGACGCCGAGGACUGGGCGACUCGUGGAGGACUGGUGAAGACCGACUGGAGCCAGGCCCCCUUCGUUGCGUCCUACAGAAACUUUCGUGCUGACGCGUGCGUCUGGUCAUCUGGCCGCAGUGCUUGCUCAGCAUCAAAGGGAACUUGGUGGGCGCAAUCUUUGGAUGCCGGUGGAGCCCAAAAGCUCAGGUGGGUCCGUAAAAACUACAUGAUUUAUAACUACUGCACCGACACCAAAAGGUUUGGGCAGGGGUUUCCUCCUGAGUGCUCACAGGAGAUGGCUCCCUGAUCAAAAUAAAAAACAUACGUAUGAGAUUGAACAGCGAUUGGCGAAGAUGAAAAGUAUCGAAUUAGUUGUGUAAAAUGGUUGAAAGCUUCUGACCAAUGUGUGUAAAGCGGUACCGUAUGUUAUGUAAUUAAUUGUUUGUGAAUUAUCUGCACCCAAAAAAAAUUGUUGUGAAUGAAAACUGAUACUAUUGUGCUUAAUAAUAACGUCGACAAAAGGUAUCA